AUGGCGCACGGGUUUAGCCAAGCUGUGAUUGCUGAAGCCAUACGAAAUGCAGACCCGGCUGCGCAGAUUUCAGAUGGUUUGGUUGUGCAUCUGGCAGCUGAGCUGCAACCUCUCUUCUCGACCAGAGUUGCUGCCUACGGUAGAGAAACUUGUGCCCAAGAGUUGCUCCCCUUGCCUCGGAGCUGUUCUGCGUGCAAAACCCGGCUAGCUGAAUGCAGAGGUUCUGCCACGCCUGCGGCAGUGAUAGACCUUUGUGGAGUCGUUGAAAAGCUGCAUGUUCCACUGCGGUGUAGAAAGCCUUCAUGCCCGGAGUUUGGGGUGCUUCUUUGGUACAACUACUGCGUACGCAAAGGCAAGCAUGUGUUCCAGGGAGAGCUGCCACUCUUGCAAUGUUUCAUGCUAUCCUCGAGCUUUGGUUUUAGUAUCCCUUGGCUGCGCCAGUUCCACCUGCGUUUGGUGCGUCAGCACGCAUCAUUCACGAGUGAAGCCGACGUACUGACGGCGCAAGCUGCCACCAAUUCGCAGCUGCAUCGUCUCCCCACUUCACGCUUGCGGCUGCUGAUCAGCCAGGGAUGGUUCACCUGGCGCUUGCUGACGCGUGGGCUUGAAGCCGGCUUGGAUUUGUCUGUGGUAGAUUUUCAAUCUCCCAUGGAGGACACGGCGUGCAGGUUCUUGGGUCCAUUGCAAGCAGCAUUCAGCCGGAAGGCCGUGGAAGGUGCUCAGCGUGCCAAAAUGCGGUGCGAUGUUAUUGUUUUAGAUGGCAAUGCAAAGAACCGGAGGGCAGUCUGCGCCGCUGCGCUGGCGGGAUGUUCUUACUCUCCAACCCUCCGCAGAACUUUGCGCCACACCUGCACAAAAACGCCUGCUUUCAAGCAUAGCUUUUGCUUGCACCAUUGUGAAGCUCCUGGCGCAGAUCGUUCUCACACAGAUGUUGAGAUUCUACAACACAAGUCUAUCAAUGAUGGGCAGCAACUGAUGGUUUUGCUCCAGGAAACGACCGAACCUCGCAGGGAGGCUUGGGUCUUGGAUUCCGCCGUGCCAGACACUGUCUUGAGCAAGUACUUGCGGCAAGUUGGGGCGGAGAAGCUGAAACUUCGCAAGCGUACUCAUGACCCCCAACCUUCAGACACUGCAGGGCCUUCUCCCGCACCGCCACUGUUGCAGGCGCAGGUUGAACCCGUGGCAGAGCUUGAGCAAUGUUCAGAUCCAGCGGAUUUAGCGUCUGUUGCAUGUUCAACGCACAAGGAAAGCAGUACUGCCCAGAGGCAACUUGCCAAGUCAGCGGGCAUGCUUUGCGUAUGCUUGUCCGAGGGCCUUAUUUUGCACAUGCAAGAGAUUUAUGGCUGCGAGUCUCUGAGCCAGCGCUACUUCUGCGUCGCUGCUGUCAAAGCUUUGCUGCCGACCCUGACGACAGUGGUGCACGAUGAUGCGUGCCACUUGCACAAGUAUUGCGCGCGUCGAGCAGCGCACUCUCAAGCUGCGGCGCAGUUGUCGCCACCUCACAUGACCUUUGUCUGCGACAAGUUCCACAUGGCAGGCCACACGGAUGCUUGGUGCAAGCAAACAUGUGACCCGGAGCUCCCGUCCAACUCCGCUCUUCUCGCUGGUGUCAGGACUUCAGUUUGCGAGUUCACCUUCACAUGGCUCAGCAAAUACAAGCACCAAACCAAGCACAUGAACGAAUACGGUUUUCAGUUCUUCUUGCUCGACAUGGCGUGGAGCCACAAUGAAAUCAUUUUGCAGGGAGGCUACAGGCCGGAGGAGGUAGCUGGCUCUUUGGAUGCUGAGGAUGUCGCGUAG
This is a messenger RNA of Cladocopium goreaui, 1800 nucleotides long. Lineage: Eukaryota; Dinophyceae; Suessiales; Symbiodiniaceae. The record is from the annotation of a GenBank genome assembly.